Molecule: messenger RNA, 2049 nt
Organism: Synchiropus splendidus (mandarinfish)
Lineage: Eukaryota; Metazoa; Chordata; Actinopteri; Syngnathiformes; Callionymidae
Gene: gcnt3
Product: glucosaminyl (N-acetyl) transferase 3, mucin type
Exons: 5
Coding region: 362-1645 (427 amino acids)
Cellular component (GO): membrane
Molecular function (GO): beta-1,3-galactosyl-O-glycosyl-glycoprotein beta-1,6-N-acetylglucosaminyltransferase activity
Source: RefSeq, a predicted model, not a curated record
GCUUUUCCUUCAUCGUCUCUCAGCCCAUAACUGCUUGAUACCUGAGUUGCUCUCCCCAACGUCAACCACGUGGUUUGUCACUUUGACUUGACGACAGGUGUUUUAUUUUGAAGGACGCAGAGAGGACGUUUUGGCGUCAUUAAACAACGAAACACGUCAAGUUGGACGAGGUGCGGCUACACGCACCGGGAAGUCAGGUAUGGCAGGAUCUGCAGGACCGACUCACCAAACCAGGUCCAAAUUGAAGGGAACCAUUGUGUCCAAAUUCAAGCACCAAUUCAUUCACUCUUCAUAUGCAGCAUGAGAUGAAUCGGUGAAUAGAAAAAUAUUUCCAAACUGAUCAGGGCACGGCCGGUGAAAGAUGAAGCGAUUGCUGUCGCCCAGAUAUCAAGCGCCGCUGCUGAAGCUCUGCCUGGUCCUGGGUGCCAUGUGGCUGCUGCUCUCUCUCUUAAACGCAGGGAAGAACCUGAUUUUCCUGCGAUCCUACAGCACUUUGAACUACACGGACGAAUGUCUGGAGAAGGACUGCAGCUGUUCUGCCAUCCUUGAAGGUGAUAUGGAGGCGGUGGCACAGGCCAAACUACUCACCAUCGUCACUGAGUUCCGCAAGAAAAUCCACAUCCCAGACGAGUAUUACAUCAAGGCGACCAACGACUGCAUGAAAUUUAAGUUGAAGAGAAAAUACUUUACGUUCCCUCUGAGUAAGGAGGAGCAGGACUUUCCCAUCGCUUACUCCAUUGUUGUUCAUCAUAAAAUGCAGAAUUUUGAGCGACUGCUCCGUGCGAUCUACGCGCCACAGAACUUUUACUGCAUUCACGUUGACCAAAAAUCCCCUCCCUCCUUCUGGGCUGCGGUGAGCGCAGUUGCGUCUUGUUUUCCGAACGUCUUCCUGGCGAGCCGGUCAGAGAGUGUGGUCUACGCCUCGUGGUCACGCGUGCAGGCGGACAUUAACUGCAUGGAGGAUCUCUAUCGCGCCAGCUCCAAAUGGAAAUAUUUCAUCAACCUUUGCGGCCAGGACUUUCCUCUGAAGACCAACUUGGAGAUGGUGAGAGUGUUGCGUACUCUGAACGGAAACAACAACUUGGAGUCAGAGAGGAUGCCGCCGAAUAAGCUGUGGAGGGUGAACAAAGUCCACAGGGUGGUGGAUGGUAGAAUACAGCCGACUACCUUGGCAAAAGGGCUGCCACCUUUCAACGUGACAAUCUUUUCCGGCAACGCAUACAUCGUGGCCUCUCGAGGAUUCGUCCGCAGCGUGUUGGAGGACGAGCGUGUCAUGGCCGUGAUGGAGUGGGCCAAAGACACCUUCAGUCCCGAUGAGAUUCUGUGGGCCUCAAUACAACGAAUGGCGGGUGUGCCUGGCUCAAAGUGGCCUCAUGUCAAAUACGACAUGUCAGAUCUCAACGCGGUUGCUCGACUGGUGAAGUGGCGCUCACUAGAGGGGCCACAAGGCUCCAGUGCGUCGGUGUACCCCAUUUGUCGUGGCACCCAUGUCAGAGACAUCUGUGUGUACGGUGCUGGAGACCUGCAGUGGCUGAUACAGCAGCAUCACUUUUUCGGCAACAAGUUUGACAUUGAUAUCGAUGCUGUUUCUAUCUACUGCUUGGAAAAGUACCUGAGAAAUAAGGCCCUGGCUGAGUCUUUGUAGCCUCCCUGAUGACAUCUUAAGCUCAAUUUACACCAGACUCAUGUCAAAUCUGAUGGUCUGAGUUGAGUUUUGUUGAAGCUCGAAACCACCACCCCUGCUCACAGCUGGGAGACACUCCAGACACGCUGCUGGCCUAAACUGGGCUUUACUGAAAAGUGAAGGAGCGACCUCAGACAAUCAGCUGUUGAACAAAGACGUCAGUGUCAAUACGGUGAUGAAAGUGUUGGGACUCAGCAUUAGCUUUCCAAACUCCCCAAAGACAGUGAAGCACUUACUGGAAAGAAACAAAUGCUGCGUCUCCAGUGGCGCUCUCUGCACUCGAUAGACUCCAGACACGCUCUCAGGGAGAUCAGCCGUGCCACAUUGUGUGGUUUGUACGGAUAGGUUUUAUAGGACAUUCUUCA